UGCAGGGCUACGAAGCUUUGCGCAUUUGCAUGAACUAUUGCGUUCCAUAGUUCAGUUGACUUUUGGUGAAGUUAGUAGGUCAUAUAACAUUGUUUAUGAUACUCUCUGCAAGAAUGACGCAAACUUUGUUGAUACUGAAAGAGUUUUAGUUCUUGUUCUUACAAUGCUAUGUAAUUGUGGCCUUGCUAUUCCUCGAGAAUGCGAUAAAAUUAUUCGCUUCAAUUUCCUUUCUCUGCAAUUUCGCGAAGAUUUGCCAGAAAACUGAAAUGUUGCUUAGAAUCUGUACGCAAAGCUGUUACUCUAAAGGAUAUUGUACUUUGUUUGGAGUCGCUACUGGUUCAAAACCUUAUGAAGAUAAAUUAUUAGAUGUUGUCUGGGACGUACAUAAAGGGAAGAUUCGCCGUAUGAAUUGCCACUUUGAUCGAUAUGAGAUAUGGGAUCUCGUUAAAAUUGAUGAUAGUCAACUUAAGACGAGAGAAGAAAGAAAAGAUCAUAUGGAGGAGGAUAUUUAUGAUGAUGCAUUUGAUGAAGAUGCGGAAGCCUCAAGAAAUGACCCCUCACAAGUUGGACGAAAGCAACGUAGUAAUGGGGAAUUGAAUGAUGCUGCAAUUGUUCUUCAAAGGGCGAUAAAAAGAUGGAUGAGUCAGAAAGCUUUGACUGAGAAGCAGGAAGUAGAAAAUGAUCCCGUUAAGUUUUAUUUCCAGAAAUUUAAACUGGGUAAAUCUUCUUGCACAAUUUGUCGCCCAGUAGAAUUUGUAGACCUCAGUUCAACUAUUAAAUCAUCAGAAGAACUGCAAAUUGAGGACAAAGAGCAAGGUUGGACACCUCGUCUUCUUAAGCGAAAUACAUUUAACACACAUUGUGGUCGAAAAAGCCCUCAUUGGAAGACAGAAAAAUCAUUUGUUAAUUAUGUAGAGUUUUAUCGUAAACAAGUGUAUCCCAUCAAAAGAAAAGCUGAAACAUUGAUAGAAAAUAUGGGAAAUCUGGGAGAUAAAUAUUAUCUUGAUCUCGAUCGUUUAAAGGAUUUGAUGAAUCAACUAAAUGAGAAGAUGAAAAAGGUGGAAAAUGAUCGUAGAUGGGACUCUAUCUCGUUGGUUAGGAAAGCUGCAGAAGAAGUAGACAAAGCUACAUAUAAAAUGAACGACAUGACGAAAAGAAGAGGAUCUUUAAAUCCAUCAGAACGUGUUUUGGAAGAAGAGUUUAAAGAUGUUUUUGAAGAGGAUGAACAAUUAGUUGGUCAGUUAAAACCUGUUCAUAAUAUAAAAGCCAAAAAAAAAGAAUAUGAGAAAAGGAAAAGAUGAAUUCCACGUCAUAUUUUUCUUAAUUGAACUUAUUUAUUUUUCAUUUUUUUACAUUUGUAAUUUCUUUAAAGUUUUGUUCGUUAAUUUUGUUGUUUUAUUUGACGUUAUAAUGUACUCUGAACAUUUUAUAGAAUCGCUGUCAUAAAUCACGAUUAUUUUAUAUAAAUAAAUUUUAACAUUAAAGCAUAGCUCUAUCUUUAGCACUAAUAUCUAUUGUUUGCUGUUCUUCAACUUGUAUUUAUUGAUUUUAAUAACUUUAUUAAUAUAUGUAAGGAAAAGAUGUA
Molecule: messenger RNA, 1585 nt
Organism: Xenia sp. Carnegie-2017
Lineage: Eukaryota; Metazoa; Cnidaria; Anthozoa; Malacalcyonacea; Xeniidae
Exons: 2
Coding region: 267-1301 (344 amino acids)
Source: RefSeq, a predicted model, not a curated record